AUGCUAUCUAUCGACAUCUGCUGGAGUUUCCCGGUCAAGUCUCCCCCAACGCCCACAGUUCAUUCCUCUUCGAAUAAAUACCCUCCUGCCUUCUCUACUAUGUCUUCCUUCACCCUACAGAAAGCACUGCUAUCCCUCCUGCUCCUAGCAAACGUUGCUAUCGCCGUCCGCUUCAGUUUCACCAUCCAGGAAGUACACGUCGGCGUCACCCGUGACUUGCAAGAAGACGACCUGCUUCUCGCCAUCGCCUCAACAGCAGGCAGCAACACCAUCAAGAACUCUUGGCUUGUUGGCGAGGUCGAAGCCGAUGCUAUCGUUGCGGCAAACGAUACCGUCAAGUACACGCAGGAGAUCGAUGUUCCCGAUUCUGCUUCGAACCUGUCUGUAGCCAUUGGUGGCUUGAAUACCGAUGAUGAAGAUGAGGAGUUGGCUUUCAGUAAGCAGUUCGUCGAUAUGUGCCCCAUUACUACUAACGCUUUACCAGACUUUGUGGAAGGCAUAGCCGCCGUCGCUGCCGCAAUCCCAGGUCCGCAAGCCCUCCCAGCUAGACUACUCAGCAUCGUGCUCGGUGUCAUCGGAAACCCCUUAAACUGCACCGGUCCAGUCAUCGUUGGUAAUGCUCUGUAUACCAAAGACCAGAUGGACGAGCUUGAGCAGAACAAGCCCACAUGCGACACAAAGGAGUACGGAUACGACACCCCAUUCGCUUGUGCACCUACCGGUCAAAAUUCGAGCUACAGUGUCACUUACUGCCUUGAGCGGCUUGACGCCAAGUCUGCCGCAGCUGCCAGCUCACCGAGUCUGGCUGCUCUGGUUAUGAGCAUUGCGGGUGCUAUUGUCUACAGCGGUUUGUGA
Molecule: messenger RNA, 855 nt
Organism: Alternaria triticimaculans
Lineage: Eukaryota; Fungi; Ascomycota; Dothideomycetes; Pleosporales; Pleosporaceae
Exons: 2
Coding region: 1-855 (284 amino acids)
Source: RefSeq, a predicted model, not a curated record